AUGAAAAUAAAUGAAAACACUAGAAUUGUUGGCUCCAAAGUGGUUCUUGUUCCCUAUAAGAAAAAAUAUGUUGAAAGAUAUCACCAAUGGAUGAAAUCAGAAGAGCUUCAAUAUUUAACAGGCUCUGAACCUCUGACAAUUGAAGAAGAAUAUCAGAUGCAAGAAUCUUGGCACAACGAUGAUAACAAGUGUACAUUUAUUAUCCUGGACCGAAAUCGUUUUGAUAAAACAAAUCCCGUGGAUUCAAUGAUUGGAGAUACUAAUCUGUACCUAAAUGACAUUGAGGAGCCUUUUACAGCUGAGUGUGAAAUAAUGAUCGCUGAAAAAUGUGCCAGGGGUCAAAAAAUGGGAUGGGAAGCGCUGAUUCUUAUACUACGAUACGGAAUUGAAGCGCUAAAAAUAAACAAAUACAGAGCUAAGAUUAAAAUUGACAAUGAGAAAAGCAUUAAAAUGUUCAACAAACUCCGAUUUAACGAGAUAAGUAGGAGCGUUGUUUUCGAAGAAGUAACACUGGAAUGUGAUGCCACAGCGAUUAAAUUUCGUCCUUUAUUUUUUAAUUCUGUCGCUUAUGGAUCAUUUUAUACCGGAGCUGAAUUUUUACAGCAGACGUAUAAUAUUAAUCAAAAAGAAAAAGCUGCUGCAGUACUGAAUAAUACUCCAGUCAAUUCAAACAAACUCUUUCCUGAUAAAUUCAAACUAGAAGAUUAUAAUGUACCCGUUCUACGAAGAUAUCUCACAUACGGAUAUUUCCUCGCUGGACCAAUUCUCCAUGGAUGGUAUUCAUGGCUGGAUAAAAUGUUUAAAGGAACAGCACCUAAAAUAGUUGUUACUAAAUUGUUAUGUGAUCAAUUUAUACUUACGCCUCCAUUAGUCGUAUUAUUUUUUACAAGUAUGAGUGUUAUGGAAGGAAAAAAGACAGAGAACCUUUUGGAUGAAUGUAAAGCCAAAUUUGUAAAAACAUUUGCGACCUCAUGUAUAUUUUGGCUACCAGUGCAAUUUGUAAAUUUUUUACUUAUACCACCAUCGUUUCGCGUUUUGUAUGUCAGCGUAGCUUCUUUUUGCUGGGUAAAUAUUCUUUGCCAUUUGAAACUUAAUUUCCUCUUUAAUGUCACUGCAACUGCUUACAAUAGAAUUGGUAUAGAUGAUUUCAAUCAAUGUGAUGUACUGAGUUGGGUCAUGACAAUUUUCAAAGUGGGAAACUACCACAAAAAUGCUAUUAAAACAGGCCUUUGUAAAGUAUUUACAAAUAUUUCACGUCGCGAUUUUACUACAAUAUAA
Messenger RNA from Cotesia congregata, 1278 nucleotides. The record is from the annotation of a GenBank genome assembly. NCBI's taxonomy places the organism in Eukaryota, Metazoa, Arthropoda, Insecta, Hymenoptera, Braconidae.